GCGCGGAGGCGGGCUGAGGUGGCGGAAAGUUUGCGGAGUGGCUGGCGGCGGUGGCGGCGCUGCGGUCCCCUCCCGCUUUCUUUACUUUUUUCUACACACCCGUCUCCCACCGCCUUCCCCCCUCAGCGGUCGCUCCGGGGCAUGAGCGGCGGCCGCCACCCGCGCUGAGAAGCAGGAGGUCGUGCCGCGCUCGGCUCUGUCAGUGGGGCGAACGCCAGGGACGGGAGCGCGGGCAGCGGACAGCGGCGAGCCCGCCAUGCUCCGCCGGCCCCGCUCGUCGCUCGCCGUCCUCCCGGCGCUGCUCCUGCUGCCGCUGCUGCUGGGCGGCCGUCCCGCCGCCGCCCGCUGCCCCGCGCCCUGCCGCUGCGCCGGGCACCUCGUCGCCUGCAGCCGCCUGGAGUUGAGCCGGCUGCCCGAGCGGCUGCCGCGGGGGGCGGUGCAGCUGGACUUAAGUCACAACAAAUUAUCUUCAAUCAAGACCAGUAUCUUGGAUCACCUUCACAGUCUUCAGGAAGUGAAGUUGAACAACAAUGAAUUGGAGAUCAUUCCAGAUCUGGGACCAGUCUCGGCAAAUAUAACUCUUCUCUCUUUGACCAGUAACAAGAUUGCCAACAUCUUGUCUGAACAUCUGAAGCCAUUUCAGAGUCUAGAAACUUUGGACUUGAGCAACAACAACAUAUCGGAGCUAAAAAUGUCAUCGUUUCCAUCAUUACAACUCAAGUAUCUGUAUAUUAACAGUAACCGAAUAACCUCUAUGGAGCCUGGUACCUUUGACAAUUUGUCUACCACACUUCAAGUAUUGAAACUGAACAGGAACAAAAUUUCAGCAAUUCCUCAAAAGAUGUUUAAACUGUCCCAUCUGCAGCACCUGGAGCUGAAUCGCAACAAAAUAAAAAAAAUAGAUGGGCUCACCUUCCAAGGACUUCCUGCUUUGAAAUCAUUAAAACUGCAGAGAAAUGGGGUUACGAGGCUUAUGGAUGGUGCUUUCUGGGGUUUGACCAACAUGGAAGUCUUGCAGCUGGACCAUAACAACUUAACAGAGGUAACCAAAGGCUGGCUUUAUGGCUUACUGAUGCUGCAGCAACUCCAUCUCAGCCAAAAUGCCAUCAGCAGGAUCAGUCCUGAUGCCUGGGAAUUUUGCCAAAAACUCAGUGAACUAGAUUUGACAUUCAAUCAAUUAACAAGGUUAGAUGAUUCAAGCUUCAUUGGUUUAAGCGUGCUGGUUGGACUGUACAUUGGAAACAACAAAGUAAAUUACAUUGCUGAUUGUGCCUUCAAGGGACUUUCCAGUCUACAGAUUUUGGAUUUGAAAAACAAUGAAAUAUCAUGGACUAUUGAAGAUAUGAAUGGUGCUUUCUCUGGCCUAGAUAAACUUAAGAACCUGAUACUCCAAGGAAACAGGAUUAGAUCCAUUACAAAGAAAUCAUUUUCUGGUUUGGAUGCACUUGAACACUUAGAUCUAAGUAACAAUGCAAUUAUGUCAGUUCAAGGAAAUGCAUUUUCACAAAUGAAGAAACUCAAAGAAUUGCACUUCAACACAUCAAGUCUCUUGUGUGACUGCCAGUUGAAAUGGCUACCACAGUGGAUGUCAGAGAACAACUUCCAGAGCUUUGUAAAUGCCAGUUGUGCUCAUCCUCAGCUGCUAAAAGGGAGAAGUAUUUUUGCUGUCAGUCUGGAUGGGUUUGUCUGUGAUGAUUUUCCUAAACCACAGAUCACUGUCCAGCCAGAAACCCAGUCAGCAAUUAAAGGCUCCAAUUUGAGUUUUGUGUGUUCAGCAGCCAGCAGCAGUGAUUCCCCAAUGACUUUUGCAUGGAAGAAGGACAACGAAUUACUGCAAGACGCUGAAAUGGAGAAUUACGCACACCUCCGGGCCCAGGGUGGAGAAGUGAUGGAGUAUACCACCAUCCUUCGGCUGCGCAAUGUGGAAUUCAGUAAUGAAGGGAAAUACCAGUGUGUUAUUUCAAAUCAUUUUGGUUCAUCCUACUCUGUCAAAGCCAAACUUACAGUGAACAUGCUGCCUUCAUUUACAAAAAUCCCCAUGGACUUAACCAUUCGAGCUGGAGCAAUGGCACGUUUGGAAUGUGCUGCAGUUGGGCAUCCUAUCCCACAGAUUGCUUGGCAGAAAGAUGGUGGAACAGAUUUUCCUGCAGCACGCAAGAGGCGUAUGCAUGUCAUGCCUGAAGAUGAUGUAUUCUUUAUUGUUGAUGUAAAGAUCGAGGACACAGGUGUUUACAGCUGUACAGCUCAAAACACUGCUGGAAGCAUCUCAGCUAACGCAACAUUAACAGUACUAGAAACACCAUCGUUUUUGCGGCCUUUGCUGGAUCGAACUGUAACAAAAGGUGAAACUGCAGUCUUGCAGUGCAUUGCUGGUGGUAGCCCUCCACCCCGACUGAACUGGACUAAGGAUGACAGCCCUCUGAUGGUAACAGAAAGACACUUCUUUGCUGCAGGCAAUCAGUUACUAAUUAUUGUGGAUACAGAUGUAGAAGAUGCCGGGAAAUACACUUGUGAAAUGUCCAAUACACUUGGAACGGAACGAGGCAACAUCCGCCUUAAUGUAAUUCCUACUCCCACCUGUGACUCUCCUCAAAACGUUGCCCCAUCACUUGAUGAUGAUGGAUGGGCCACAGUUGGCAUUGUGAUCAUAGCUGUGGUUUGCUGUGUGGUGGGCACUUCCUUGGUGUGGGUGGUCAUCAUCUACCACACCAGAAGGAGAAAUGAAGAUUGCAGCAUCACAAAUACAGAUGAAACAAAUUUGCCUGCUGACAUUCCAAGUUACCUGUCAUCCCAGGGGACACUGGCUGAAAGGCAGGAUGGAUAUGGCUCAUCUGAAAAUGGUAGUCACCAUCAGUUCCUCUCAUCUUCUGUAGGAGGGUAUUUUCUGCAGCAGAGGGACAGUAAUGGCAUUUGCCAUCUAGAUAACAGCAGUGAAACAGACUUGGAGGGUGUUGCAGAUCCAUUCCUCUGCCACUAUCUGGGGACUUCGGGGACUUUGUAUUUAAAAGGCAGCACUUACAGUUCUGACACAUUUGGAGCACACAGUACAAGUUGCAGCCCUGACCAGAGGACAGCAGGCUUGGGCCCUUAUGAGUCCGGAUAUUUAAAGAGAAAGGAAUGCUGUCAAUACUCACCUCCACAGGAAGAUUCCUUUGACCAGUGUGUUGGCACUAUUGGAACACAGGCUGCAGGUAGCAGAUUGAUGAACUCUAUUUAUACUCAAAAUGAAGGAACUGGACUGAAAAGCAGAAGUCUCACUUCAGAUACAUUUGAUUUAAACAGAAGUUUGGAACCCUCAUCUAUUACGAGUAAAAGCACUUUCAUGGGAACAUUUGGAAAGCCUUUAUGGAGGCCUCAGCUGGACUCUCUUUCAAGCUGUAGACAGCCAGCAAAUUGCCAACCAAAAACCUCCCAUAAUAAUCAUCAUGUCUCACUGGACUUUGAUGCAGAGGCAGAUGAAGAUGGAAAGGAAAGGACAGAUUCUAGAGGAGAAAAUAGCUUUUAUAUUUGCAAACAGUCCUUUGAAAACUUUAGGACUUCUACUUUCCAAUCCUACGAUUCGGAUACGUAGCUCCUUUUGGACGUAAUGAUUUCUGGAACCAAAGAAAUAAUUUGACA
Molecule: messenger RNA, 3618 nt
Organism: Motacilla alba alba
Lineage: Eukaryota; Metazoa; Chordata; Aves; Passeriformes; Motacillidae
Gene: LRIG3
Product: leucine rich repeats and immunoglobulin like domains 3
Exons: 19
Coding region: 257-3571 (1104 amino acids)
Molecular function (GO): protein binding
Source: RefSeq, a predicted model, not a curated record